AUGACCCAGCAAACCACUCUCGAUGAGUGGGCGAAGGACCCUGUGGAUCCUGAGAUCCGUGCUCAUGUGUACAGUUUGAUCACUGCCCUUGGUGGUAUUGGCGAUGACGGCACAUACUCGUUCGGAGACGACGCCCUUCUCUGCCUAAAGGACCUUCGAAAAUGGCUCAAGUUCGCCGACGGGCAACUGAACCGUCGCGAUGUUGCACGAUGCAUGGCCGAAGCGAACCUGGUGAAGGGUGAUCUGCUGGAGAUUCUCGCGAAGGUUUCCGCGAGGGUGACGGAUGACAGGCUGAAGCAUAAGCUUGCUGUUGCGACAUUGGAACUUCUUGUACCUUUGACGUGGCCAUUCCAGAUCGACCCUGUCGAGGCAACCGUGAAUCACCAUCGCCAUGGCCCGUACAUCCAGCUGGCGCAGAUCGGCUACAAGCGCGCAAUUCUGCAAUACGACCGUACGAACAUACUCCAGACAGCAGUCCGCAUUGCUCUUCCUUCCAUGGCUGUAUCUUUUCGGGAACGAACGCCUCGAGACGAUGGCAUCAUCCGCAUCGCUUUAUACUUCAUCCGAAACGUCGUUAUGCUUUCGCCACCAAAAAGCGUACCAAUGGACAUAGAUGAGGCGGAGGUAUCUCGGUCAGCGGUGAUCGAUACUUUCCACCAACAGGACAUCUUCCAGGUCAUUCUUAGCGUUGCCUCAAGUAUCGGAGACGACUUUGUUUCGCAGGAUGUUAUAGUACUGGAGAUUCUGUUCUACCUGCUUAAGGGCAUUGACGCUGAAAAGCUAUUCAUGGAAGAAACGAAGCUCAAGAGCAAGAAUACUGACGAACUUAAGAGCCUCAUCCAGAAAGAAAAGUCUAUGCUAGCUGGGUACGCCCGGCAUGCUCCAUCGCGCCACAACAGAUUUGGCACUAUGAUCUGGCUCAAACGUGGCGAUGACGAACAAGUAUCAACGAUAUCUGGCCAGGACGUGCUCGGCAAAGCACAGAAGAGUAUGCAGAAAAUGGAUACGACUAAGAAAUGGAAUAAACCCAAGCGACCAGGGCGCAAACCAGAUGGCGAGCAGGAGCGUGAGGAGUUUGAUCUGCCAGUUUCUCUCACUACUUCUGGGCGCAAACAUGUUAAAGCCUUCGUUGAGGAGUUCCUAGACUCUUCGUUCAAUCCACUUUUCCUCCAUCUGAGGAAAGCCAUUGAGCGGGAAGCGGAACGAGUAGAAACACGUCAUCCAAAGCAGUUCUUCUACCUUGUAUCAUGGUUUCUGCGAGUAGAAUGUGCUCGCCGGCGCACCAUGAAGGAUAAGGCUGCUGACCCGAAGAACAAUCAUGUACUCAGUGCCGAAGACGAGAGCUAUGGUUUGGUAGCGGAAGUGAUGAAUCAAGAGACUUUCAUCUUGAUGAAUCGAUUCAUGCAGAAGAGCGAAGACGAGAAAGCAUGGCAGGAUCUGAACGCAGGCAUGAGGUGUUUCACGCAGAUCUUACUCACAGUACAGGAGAUGUCCGAAUCAGCACUGGAGGACGAUCAAGAGAUCGCUGAAAACAUACAGAAUCGGAUUUUCUACGAAGAGUCGACACAUGAUCGGAUAGUACACACUCUGCGGUCGUACAAAGACCAAGGUUUCGGGUAUCUUGACGCCGUCACUGAGCUUGCUCACGUCUUCCUGCGCAUGUUGGAGCGCUACUCGAAACAAAACGUUGACAUGCAAGUUCGAUCGAAAAGGCGCGCUCGAAAGAUCCGCAAGAAGCAAGCCGAAGCCCAAAAAGAAGAUGGUGAGCAAGAAAGUCAUGUUUCUGAAAGAGAAGAUCUAGAAACAGCACAAAAGACAGCUGCGGAACGAAAAUUCGACUUUUCUCGAUUUGCGGCAAAAUUCAUUAAUCAAAGUAGCGUCAACACAUUUGUGGCCUUCACAAAGUACUACAACGAGCUUGACACUGACCAACUAAAACGAGCACACCGAUUCUUUCACCGGGUCACCUUCAAGAUGGAACUGGGUGUAUUGCUGUACCGUGUGGACAUACUUCAACUUUUCGAUAGGAUAGUUAAAGGCCCAGAAGGUUUAGACCCGGAGUCGCCAUCGUUCAAAGAAUGGGAAGAGUUUGUAAGACAUUUCUUCCGAACGGUCGUGAAACGGGUACAGGAAAGGCCUGAGCUCAUUGUGGAGAUGCUCUUCAGCAAAAUUCCACAAACGAUAUUCUUCCUGGAACACGGAUACGAUCGAGAAUUGCCCAAAAAGACACCACGCGCUCCAGCGGAACUCGAAGUCAAGCCUGGUAUGGAGAUGCCCGAGCAAAUUGGUGUCGCCGUGGGCAUUCUCGUCAAUCAACAGAAAUCAGAUGCUUUACACUGGGUGCGGGACAUCUUGAGCUCUGCUGUCGAGGAGCGAAAAGCAUGGGAAGACAUGCAGGAAGCUCAGAAAGAGAUUGCAGCAGCAGCAGCAGACCAUGAGGGACAAGCUGCUGUCGACCAAGACAGAGUAGAGACGCCAAAACCACCAACCAUCUUGAUAAAGCCUGACAGUGAGGAGCGUCGAGUCGCGAUUUUUAAGGAUAACAAAAUUCGUCUUCUACUGACUCUGGUGGGCUUUACCCGCUUGGGCGCCAACAACGAUUUGGGCGCAAUUUGGGUGAUACCAUCUACCUUGACCUCGAAAGACCUACAUGAGGCAAUUGACCUUAUCCGCAAAUAUGAGUUCGAUCCCCCGACCUACGACGACGGGAAAGGUCCCGAGGACAUGCUUCGCAACAAGUCGGCGGCAGCACGAAGCUCGACUCGCCGCGUCGACUGGGAUGACGAUGACGACGGUAUUGAGCACGAUUCUGAUGGAGAACGCGGAGAGUAUGCUUUAGACGAGCCAGCUGCGAGAAGGACUGAUGGGAGUGAGAAGACCGUGCUCAAACGCCGUCGACGGGCACGCACACCGGUUGAUCUGGAUGAUGAAGAGAAGCAGGAGAAAGCAGAUGCUCGACGUCAAAAAGAGAUUGAGAAGCAACUCAAAGUCAAGAGUACAAUGUUCGUUCAUGACUCCGAUGACGAGGACGAUCCAGAAGCGGACGCGGCGUUCUUUGCGAGAGAAGAAGCGCUUAGAGCUCAAAACAAGGCGAAUAUUGCCAAAUCACUUGUGCUGGGAAACACGGAGUCUGCCGUGCCGAAGAAGAGAAAGGCGGAUGGACCGACAGCAAACAAGAGCAGGAGAAGAAAGACCCAGCCAAAGCAAAGAGCUGGACCGUUUGACUUAGACGAGAGUGAUGUUGAAGAAGCAGACAUUGCGUCUGACGGAGACUCUAGCGGUAGAGCCCAGUCAGAAGAGAGACAUGUCGAUUUGGACGACAGCGAGGAUGAGGCCACCGACACACCUCUCUCCUCUCAACUCGCCGGUGCAGCGGAGGUACCGACAAAAUCUACAGUCCUUACCGCGUCUAGAGAUGGCGACGUACCAAUGGUGGAUGCAGAUGAUGAUGACGAUGACGAUGACGAAGUCGUCACUGUACGGCGACCUCCUGUGAGGAAUACGCGUGCUGGGUUCAUCGUCGAUAGCGAUUCGGAGUAA
Molecule: messenger RNA, 3540 nt
Organism: Didymosphaeria variabile
Lineage: Eukaryota; Fungi; Ascomycota; Dothideomycetes; Pleosporales; Didymosphaeriaceae
Gene: TOF1
Product: Topoisomerase 1-associated factor 1
Exons: 4
Coding region: 1-3540 (1179 amino acids)
Biological process (GO): DNA replication checkpoint signaling; DNA repair; replication fork arrest
Cellular component (GO): replication fork protection complex
Molecular function (GO): DNA binding
Source: RefSeq, a predicted model, not a curated record